AUUUAUUUCUGCGAAAUGUAUAGUUCAAACAUAAAGAAGUUUCAGAAGAACCUUAAAGAGAGUUUUAACAGAAGAAAUACCAUCUCUAUUGAAUGGCCUGAUUAUAUGAGCUCAAAUCCUCACCUUGUAGUCAUGGAUAAUGAACAGAAGUACUAUUCCAAAGGGAGUAUUUAAAAAGCUGCUUAAGAAUGAGAAGUCUCAUAAAUUUUCGAAAUAACCAGAAUACCAAUCUAAAAUUGGGAAUUAGUAAAGAUUCUCCCUUUGUAAACGAAUAUACUGAGUAUCACCGAUUGACGAAGAACCUCUUUGAUCCCUCUCUUGAGCCAAAGGUAAAUGGUAAAUCUAAACUGGACAAAAAUUUCAACACACAUUCGAAGAAAAUUAUUAGAGGGAAAGAAAAGAGACAAAAUUCAUUAGAGAGUAUAAAGGGGGCAAAAAUGAGACGAAGAGUUAAUGAGAAGUUGUUCAGUAGGAUGAUGUUACACUCUAUGUCUCCUCAACAACAGAAGAAGAUCAAAUCCCGAUAUGAUAAUUAUGCAAAAGAGCAGUAUGAAAGGACUCUAUCAAAAGCUGACAGAACUAAGGGCUCAGAUGUGAUGAGCAAAAAUCCUUCAACUACCUCUACUACGAUUUGUCCUCAGAAAAGGUCCUAUAGUAUCAGAGCUUUUGCAACUAUUAGUCAAAAGCCUGUUAUAUUGAGAGAACCUUCAAAAAUAAAAUCUCUGACUAAAGCUAGGAAUAUCAAAACUACAAAUUCUAAAGAAAGGAGAAAUUAUAAUGGAACCAAACUUUCUAAAAGGACAUCGACUAUUAGCGCAUACAAUUACAAAGAUGGAACCUCUUUUAAAGAGAUUUAUCAAAGCCAUAAAUAAGUUUUAUGAGAGUAUCAUAGACAAGAAUGCCUUUACUGAUCCAAGGAAGAAACCAUUAAACCAGAAAUUAAGAACUCAUAUACAUAAGUACAAGAUAGGUAAUACGUUGACUACUGCGAACUCGAUGCCUUCUUUCUCAGGAUUGAAAUCCAAGGCAAAGCGGCUUGAACACCCAGAGCAAAAAAAUCAUCAGAAAAGGGAAGAUAGUAUAAUUUCAAGCAACAUUUGAGAUGAGUAUUGCAACCUUGAUAAGGAUAGAUCGACUAGAAUAAUAGGGAGAACCAGAACCUACAACAAAAUAAAUCGUAAGAGAAAUCAAACAAUGGCUCUGACUAAAUCAAUCCAGAAUACAAGAGCACAUUUGAAUAACUCAAGUUUUGAACAUAGAGAAACAAAGUUAGAUGACUAUUAUUAGCACAAAAGUCAUGUGAGG
Messenger RNA from Moneuplotes crassus, 1305 nucleotides. The record is from the annotation of a GenBank genome assembly. Lineage: Eukaryota; Ciliophora; Spirotrichea; Euplotida; Euplotidae.